CAGGAGCAUUCUCUCGAGUGAUUGUUACGUCAAUGGCAGGCGUGCCCCAGAAGACACUGAACUGGCUUUACGAUGUAUUGAAACGCGAAUACCGCGACCCGAAUCGAACCUAUUCGGACCUUGCCCACGUCCUCACCCGCAAUCCGGGCUUCGCUCCUCGGACAGAUGUCUACACGUUCGAGAAUGGAGCGCCUGCGCUCCUCCUGCAGUUCAAGGGCACUAUCCCUGUCAGCUUUCGAGGAAGUACAUAUCGGUUUCCCAUAGUAUUAUGGAUUCCUCAUGCCUACCCUUACGAGGCACCCAUGUGCUAUGUCACUCCGACGGAAGAGAUGAUGAUUAGACCGGGUCAACAUGUCGGUGGGGAUGGGAGAAUAUAUCAUCCGUACUUGGCGCAUUGGAGAGAACACUGGGAGGUAGGUUCAGGUGCAAAGGAAGAGAGAAGAGACAAAGAGCAGGGUGUCCGGAACAGCCCCGACUGACGGGCUCUUGUACAGAGAUCGAAUAUCUUGGACUUUAUGUCCAUCUUGUCCGACAUUUUUGCCAAAGAGCCGCCUGUCAUGUCCAGGUCGCCGGUUCAACAGCAAAGACCAGCGCAGCCACAACCUCCACCAGUGCCGCCUUUACCACGGGAGAUGCAACCACCGCCAUCUUCAAACCCUCCUCCGCCUGUACAGCACCCAGGCGCACCCGCUCCACCACCACCUCCGCCCAAACAGCCUACUCAAACCGGCGUCCCAAUUCCCGCCCCGACCAGCCCAGGCUUUCCGACAGCUUCUUCACGACCAGGACGUUAUGAUGCUCCGCCGCCUCUGCCUUCUCAGGCGCAAGUCCCUGGCCAAAGAUCUCAGCAGCCGUACGGAAAUGGAAGCAUCCAACGACCCGCUAGCGGCACCAAUUUUGUGCCCCAACGGUCCAGCAGCCUUCGCCAGUCCAUAUCUCCUCAACCUCCCUAUCAGCAGCACCAACAUCCACAAGCUGCGUACGAACCAGUGCCGUCUUCAUACGCACCUCCACCACCUCCACCGGGUCAACCGGGCCCACCACAGCAGUACCCUCCAGCCCAGCCUCACCCUGCGAUGAGUUCUUCACCUGGUCAAGGCCCAGGCCAAGUCUCCGACCGUGCCAGACCACUGCCCUCAGAACAAUACGGCCAUGUGCCAACAGCAUCAUCACCACUGCCUUAUGGCCAGCCUCCCGGGCGGCCCAUUUCGCAACAGUAUCCUGCAAACUACGCACAGCAACCUCCGCAACAGCCAUACCCACCACCUCAACAGCAAUAUCAACCACCACCCCAACCUCCUGCUCCGAAACCAGCGCCGACACCAAAUCUUCUGGAUUCUCCCUUUGACAUUCCGCUGCCAGCUCCCAACCCUCAAUCAUCCCACCACAUUCCCGCCCCUCCAAUACCGGUCAACCCGGAAAAGGAGGCUCUGCUAACCCAUCUUUCACACCUACUCACAACGUCCCUACACCAACAAAUCUCCCAGAACAACUCCGCAUUGGCACCACUAGCCUCGCAGUAUGCCGCCAUGCAAUCUACCACGAGUACAUUAAACGGGGAACUGAGUAACCUGAAGGCGUUACAUGCGACAAUAUCGAGCAAUAUCUCGCUCCUCCAAUCUUCCUUGAGCAAGGCUGACCAGGCGAUAUCAUCAGCGCAUGCCCGCGCUGCCAAGAACGACAUUCCGCAUGUCGACGAGAUGCUCACUGCGCCGACCGUAGUCGCCCGCCAAUUAUACGAUGCUGCGUGUGAGGAACGGGGGAUUGAGGCUGCAAUACUGGCCCUUCAGGAAGGAUUCGUGAGGGGCCGUGUGGGAAGCGAGGUCUGGGCAAAGAGGACUAGAGAAUUGGCCAGGGAAGAGUUUAAGCGGCGGUGGAUGGUGAGUAAGGUGGGGAGGGGAAUGGGCUUGGACCUGGAGGCCGGUGCCUAUGGACGAUAACUAGAAGGUUCCCAUCGACAGCAGGGAGGAGACACUACAGCGCCAGAUUGAGGCGAAUCCGCGCAGGCUGGCGAUACAAAACCAUGGAACCCCCGCGAAAGAAUUGCGACACUUGCCAUACAGUCAACUAAAGGGAGAGUAGGAUGUUUCGUUAUGGAUCCUCACAGGCAUUGCCCAUAAAGUUUUCCAUGGCUUGUACUGUUCAGGGAUCGAAUUCGGGAGCAUGCACGUACGUGCAAGAACGCACAGAGGCCUGUCCAGGGGCCGGUAGAUGGGAGCGGUGUUCUGGUCGUGGCACUGUCUCGAUCGCCUAGCGACAACACGAACAAACCAAACUAAACACAGGAGGGAGGCGUAUAGUCGCUAUAACUAGAUCGAUCGCAGGAUAGCCUGUAGGGCGUCGCAGGAACAGUACCCAAGGAGGAAUAGAAGGUCUCGAGCACCAACUAGCGCCCCA
Molecule: messenger RNA, 2397 nt
Organism: Cladophialophora immunda
Lineage: Eukaryota; Fungi; Ascomycota; Eurotiomycetes; Chaetothyriales; Herpotrichiellaceae
Exons: 3
Coding region: 516-1940 (474 amino acids)
Biological process (GO): protein transport; endosome to lysosome transport; protein modification process
Cellular component (GO): ESCRT I complex
Molecular function (GO): ubiquitin binding
Source: RefSeq, a predicted model, not a curated record